Messenger RNA from Orcinus orca (killer whale), 2461 nucleotides. RefSeq names its product ADAM metallopeptidase domain 30 (gene ADAM30). Lineage: Eukaryota; Metazoa; Chordata; Mammalia; Artiodactyla; Delphinidae. The record is from RefSeq and is a predicted model, not a curated record. Gene Ontology annotation, biological process: male gonad development; proteolysis. Gene Ontology annotation, cellular component: sperm head plasma membrane; plasma membrane; external side of plasma membrane. Gene Ontology annotation, molecular function: metalloendopeptidase activity.
UGCGCUCCCACACGGGGGCUCAGGGAGCUCGGCACUCACUAGUCCCGCGCCUCUACGGCGGUCCCUGGAAGUCUGAGUGGCAAGGCCCCAGUGGCAGAGACUGACUCACUUGGGAACAGGCUCUGCCAUGAGGUCAGUGAGGACGCUCCUCUCCCCAGGCCGUUCGCUCCCCUUGCUAGUCCUGCCCGUGCUCCUGGUUGACUCUCUUGGCAAGGAUUUAAUUUUUCACCCCGAGUGGGGCUUUGACUCCUAUGAAAUCACCAUCCCCAAGAAGCUGAGCUUCCGUGGAGGGGAGCAGGGUGUGGCCAAGCACGUGUCCUACCUCCUGCAGGUAAAAGGCAAGAACCACGUCCUCCACCUGUGGCCCAAGAGGUUUCUAUUGCCCCGGAAUCUGCAGGUUUUCUCCUUCACAGAACAGGAGAGGCUCUUGGAGGAUCACCCUUAUAUACCCAGCGACUGCAACUAUAUGGGCUUGGUUGAAGGAAAUCAGGAUUCUAAAGCUACUUUAAGUACAUGCAUGGGGGGUCUCCGAGGCAUACUGAAAGUCAAUGCCAACCAUUACCAAAUCGAGCCCCUCAGAGCCUCUUCCAAGUUUGAACAUGUCAUAUAUCUCCUAAAGAAAGAGGAGGAAUUUCCCAAUCAGAUCUGUGGCUUAACUCAUGAUGAAACAGUAAAGCAGUUGGCUGAGCAUGAGAACAGGGCUAGGAUACAUGACUUUAGUGAGGCAUAUAUGCACCAGAAGUACUUGGAAUUAGCCCUGGUCUUUGAUAACAGUAGGUAUUUAUAUUUGAACUCCAAACUUACUCAAGUCAUAAAUGAUGCCAUUCUUCUGACUGCAACUGCAGACUCUUACUUUCAAGAUGUCCGUACGAGAAUACAACUAUUAGCUAUGGAAGUAUGGACAGACAGAGACAAAAUAGCACUUAAUGCCCCAGUGAUAUCACAAGUUUUAGGCCAGUUUGUGCAAUACAGAUCACGUGACCGUCGUCGGAUUCCAGCAGAUCGGGCACACCUAUACCUUAAAAAACAGUUUAGUGGGGCUUCCCUGGUGGCGCAGUGGUUGAGAGUCCGCCUGCCAAUGCAGGAGGCAUGGGUUUUUAGUGAUGCGCUUUCACAGCACUGGGGAAGUGUAUGUAGUACAUUGCCUUCUGGAUCUACACGUUCUAUUCUAGAUAAAAAUAUCCUUGGACCUGCCACUUGGACGACUCAUGCUCUGGGCCAUAGUGUGGGAAUGAUCCACAAUUACAAAUACUGCCAAUGUAAGGGUAGGCAUAGUUGCAUCAUGGGCACUGGGCGAACUGGGUUUAGUAAUUGUAGUUAUGCCGAAUUUUAUUCGCAUGUAAGUUCAGGAUUAAACUGUCUAACGGAUAUCCCAGGAUUAGGUUAUGUGGUAAAGAGAUGUGGAAACAAAAUUGUGGAAGAGAAUGAGGAAUGUGAUUGUGGUUCAAGAGAGGACUGUAAAGAAGACCCAUGUUGUCAGUCAGAUUGUAAAUUCAAAGAAGGUGCCUGUAGCACUGGACGUUGCUCUCAUAACUGUCAAUUUCGUCCAUCUAGAUAUACGUGUCGGGGGGAGGAAAAUGAAUGUGACCUUGCAGAGUACUGCAGUGGGACCUCAGCAUUCUGCCCAAGUGACACAUAUAAGCAGGAUGGAACUCCUUGCAAGUACAGAGCCCAUUGUGUCAGAAAGGGCUGCCAAUCCAGAACUGUGCAGUGUCCAGAUAUUUUUGGAGCUGAUACCAUGGGGGCUCCUCUUCAAUGCGACGAUGCAGUUAAUGUAAUAGGUGACCAAUAUGGGAACUGUGGUAUUUUAGGAGUUCGUCAGUAUGAGAAGUGUCCCAGAGAAAAGGCAUUAUGUGGCAGGCUACAGUGUAUAAAUGUCGAAACCAUCCCUGAUAUGCAAGAUCAUACUAUUCUAAUUUCCACUCACCUGCAUGAAGAAAAUAUCAUGUGCUGGGGCAUUGGCUAUCAUCUAACCAUGGUACCUAUGGGGUUACCUGACCUGGGUGUGAUAAGUGAUGGUACCUCCUGUGGUAAGGAGUGGAUAUGUUUUAAUAGAAAUUGUGUGAAUAGCUCAGUCCUGAAUUUUGACUGUUUGCCUGAGAAUUGCAACGGCCGAGGCGUUUGCAACAGUAACAAAAACUGCCACUGCAUGUAUGGCUGGGCCCCUCCAUUCUGUGAGGAGGUGGGGUAUGGAGGGAGCAUUGACAGUGGGCCUCCAGGACCCCUAAAGAGGGAGGUGCCCGCCUCACUUCAGGUCGUGUCCAUUAUGUUAAUGCGCCUGAUUUUCUUAAUUAUCUCAGUGAUUGUUGUGCUUUUCAGGAAAAUCAUAGGAAGUUAUAAAUCCAAAGAGAAAGAAACACCACCAAUUAACACUGGAGCAGAACAAUUCAAGGCCAAAAUGAUCAAGAAACCAAAAAAGCAAUCAGGCAAUCCACUGUCACUCUAUUACACAGGGUCAUAA